Amoebophrya sp. A120 is the source of this 3541-nucleotide messenger RNA. The record is from the annotation of a GenBank genome assembly. NCBI's taxonomy places the organism in Eukaryota, Dinophyceae, Syndiniales, Amoebophryaceae.
AAAUGACAGCUGUUCCUGGCUCGGUAGUAGUGGGAAAAAAUGAAUAAAUGAAAUAGUUGUAAUAAUGAGUGCCACUUGUGUCUCGAGCGUUUUGAAUGAUAUGACCGCUAGUAUUGCGACCGGCUAAUCGCGCGCUGAUGGGUGAAAGAACAAAACACAACGGGCCACUUCCCCUCGCCUUUCAAGUUUUCCAGCAGCAAGGGUCCCUGCAAAAACUGACCACCUGCGGCCUCCAUGAAGCGGGGUGCCACACGGAGCGGGACUGCGUCUUCGCUACAGCGCAGCGCUACGUUCGAAGAGCGACUGCUGGAGCUUUCGACGAAGCUAGAAAACCACCAAUGGAAGGAAAACAUAAAAGAGGAAGACCGCGUCUACGUCCAGAAAUGGAUGCGGCACGAGCCUCGUAAUGUUUUCUUUGUAAAGUUGCUUUUAUACAACCCAAAAAUACAAAUACAAUCUGCUGGGAAUCGAUCUGUUUCUUUGCUUCCCCUUUUCUUUGCAGGACGACACGCAGAGAAUGAAUCCUUUGGCUGCACAACCAACUACAGGUCUCCGUCGUUUUCUGAUCAGCUGUAUCAAAUGUAAAAAUGUCUGGGUCUGGAAGGAUCCGAAUUUGUGAUGCGAAUUCCACAACACGCGCAAAUCUCUCAUGCCUAGACAGCAAAAGAUUCCCAUUUUCUGUUACAAAACAGGGGGAUUUGUCAUGCGGAUUAAGCAUUGCGGAACGUUCUCGAAAUCUGUGAUGCCAGGGCUUCCACGACAGACCUUCUGUGUCAUGCAAAAACACCAUUACAAAAAUCUGCAUUCUUCCAGACCCAGACAUUUUUGCAUUUGAUAAGCUGCAACACCGUAGACGACGCGUUUGAGUCGUUGAAGAAGGUCGCGGCCGACCGCACCAAGCACGACUUGUGGGGUCUGCACUAUAAAGAGCUGUCGGAGACCGUGAAAAACGGGCUCAAGACGGGUGCCUUCUACAGUCAGGGGGUCUCCAAGGAGGGUUACCCCAUCAUCUGGCAGACCAACCGACGGCUGGACUGCCGCCUCGCGGAGAAGGAGCGAAUACGGGCCGUGGUGCUGGUGCUGGACUCGCUGGAGGCCAAGAUGGACGACGGGCAGUUUGACAAGAGGCGGUGGAUCAUUGUGAUGGACCAGGCCGGCAGCCCGGCGUAUGGCUCUCCGUCCCUGUCCUUCAGUAAGACCCUGUAUGCUGUGCAAAAGCAUCGUACUCGUAUAAAUGCAGGUCUUGCAUUACAAAUUUCUUUUACAAGGCAAAUCAGCAUUACAAAUUUUAUUUCUCAUGCUGAGAAAAUUUGUAAUGCAUUUAUACGAGUACGAUACUUUUGCAUUUCAUACCCUGGUCGGAAUGACGACGAAGUUUUACCCAGAACUCAUGUACAAAGUGUACAUCAUCGACGCGGGAACCAUUCCGCAUCUCAUCUUCUCCUUCAUGAAACCCUUCCUCGGCGAGGGUGCACAGCAGAACAUCAAGUUUGUCAAGCGGCCGCGGAAGAGCUCAAUAUCUCGGGCGUCCUCCAGUUCGUCCAUCAGCGGCGGAAGUAGUGAUGUUUUUUGGCGGGAUCCUCCCACUUAUUCUUGCACGACUUAGUUCUUGAUUGAAUCUGCAAACGCGCUGCGCGCUGCUUUCGGUGAAUGCUUUACUUACUGCACCAUUGGCGACAUGAUCAUCAGAAGUCAUCUAACUGGACCAAAUCCUUACCACAUGUCAGAGGCAAGUGCGCUGGAGAACAUGGUGGAGCUUAUUGGCGCCGAGGCGGUGCCUGACGAUAUCGGCGGCUGCAGCGGGUUUGAAUGGAACGGUGAGCAUAUCCAAGAAAAAAACUGUGUUAGUGUAACUUUCUUUGGGUGACAGCAUCACAAAUUUGCUCUACAUGACAGAAAAAACCUGUCAUGCGUGGUUUGUAAGGGAAAACACACAUGAAAAGAGGACUUGAUGGCUGUCUGGCAUGACAGACGUGCCUCUGUUGCAAGUUCUGCAUUACAGAGUUACACUUACACAGUUUUUUUCUUGCAUAGAGCAGCACUGGGAGUCGAUAGUGCUGCUAAAGGAGCCACUGGUUCCCGACGAGGCCGACCCGCUCAACGUCCUCGAGCCGGCGGGUAAAAAAGGGCGCCGCUGGAGCCGCGGGCUGGUGCGGUCCGCCGCCGCAAUGAAGAGCACGGCCGCGGCCUCUGCGACAACGCUGAAAAACACGGCGAAGCCGGUCCUGAAAAGGAUACCGAGUAAAUCACGGGAAAAACUAAGCGCCGCUUCCAGUGCGGCAAGUACGCCGCAGACGGAGCACGGCGCGAGCCACUUGCAGGGCCCACCACAACUCACCAAGGAAAAGUCGCAGGACAGCCUCGCGCACAGCUCCUCCAGCGACGGGCGGACGCAGAACGCAGGAGUACCCCCAACCAAGCUGGGACCAGGCCAACAUGUGCGUGAGCGAGGUACUAGCUACUCGGUGGGCGAUAUUUUGCAUUACAGAAUCUCUUGUAGCAUCUUGGUAGCUAUCGUGAUGGUCAUCCUGCUACGUACUUGUCGUUGCCCCUCCUUCGGCCCUCUGUGUAGUAACUGAAACGCGAGUGCAAGAGAAAGCAGUAGCAAUCGUUUUCAUAUGUAAAAAUUCAGGUAGUGGAACUUGCUGCACGCGCAACGACGAGCGGGAGGGUGGCAGUCGGUACUCGAGCAAGCAGAAGAAUUUGCUGACGAGCAACAACACUCCCCCAGAUAGUCAAGAAAAGCCGCGCGUGGAAGACGACGUUUUCUCGCUGUACAGCUUUCAAACCGUGCAAAGUAACGACUACAGUGCUCCUUUUGCUUCUCCGUCAGCCCCAAAUGCAGUGCCGAGCAGCACCGUGGCCAUGCGUACUGAUAGAUGUGUUUCUCCUUUGCAAGGAUUUCUCGACUCUCAAGAUGUUGCGUUUCAACUGAGAAUCAAUAGGAGCAUCGAGAUCUUAUUUCGAGGGUCAAACCUAAAAACCACUCCGCAGCUUUACCGGUGGCAAUACCUGAGAACAAGCGUUUAAAAGAUCCGGGGGAACGGUCUGGGUGUUGUAGCUGCUUUCGUUCGACGGCCCGAGAACCGCAACUAGAUCGGAUUGCGUGACGAGCAGGUCCCCAGUGUCAACAGCCGCGUUUCGCGUUGGAGAGCGGCUCCGUCCUUGCGUUCCCGACAGGGCAGUGAGUCGGUACACACGACACCCGUAUCCGUUACUGCUUACGCGUCGCAACACUCGCGCGUAGAGUGGGAGCAGUAUCUUUUGCGGUGCAGCGUCGGCUUUGGUUCUGGCCGACGCGGCCGGGUGUGCAUUUCGUGUAGAAUCGCCAAUUUGAUGUACGCCGUCUUCCUUCUUGUUGUGAUAAUUGCGCCGCACGGAAGAUGCUGAGGCUUUCCUCGCAUGCUUUAGCUAGUACAACGCAACUUUCAGUUUCGACGUAUAGUACGAAUGAAACGAAGAACAUCUUCAUCUGUACGAUGGCGGUGCUUGCGAACCUUGUUUCAAACGUUGCGUAUUGGUUUCGCAGUCGUGUACCAGG